UCGAUUCUAAUCUACAACAUAAUUCUAAUAGUACUACUAUAACAUUGACUAUUUAAAAACAAUGAAAUUGAUGAUUCUUAACAUCAUUGAACACUCUUUAUAUCAUUUAGUAGGAGAUUCGAUCUUUGACGGAUACUUAUUAAAAAUAUGUGUUCGGAGAUGUGAAUUCUUUGAAUAAAUCUAAGUACUCAAGAAUUAUUUUGGUUUAAAAAGAAAGAAUAAAGCAACGGUUUUGAUAAAUUGUUAGCUUUGAAUACAAUCCAUGACCCUACAUUAGUGACACUAUCACACUCAAACACAAACACAGCCUCUCUCUCUCCGUCUUGCCUCUCCAGCUGAGUUAAUUUGCUUCAAAUGGUCACCAAAAACCAAAACCGUCCUCCAUUAUCACUCUCAUCCACAUCUCCAACCCCUUCAAAGUUUCAGAAUUUUGUGGGAGAUGAGCACCUGCUAGAUAAAGAGCAACUAGUUGAAGCAGAAAAAAUGGUGGAGACUCCAAUUAAUGGAAGAACAAGACAAGCUUUCAAAGUUGUAAAUGGCGGGCACGAACUUAGCCCAAAUAGUGCUCCUCCAAGCAAUGCUGGAUCAGAUUAUGGUAUAAUAGAAUUCACUAGAGAGGAUGUAGAAGCAUUGCUAAAUGAAAAAGCCAAAAAGAAAGACAGGUUUAAUUAUAAGGAAAGAUGUGAAAAUAUGGUGGAUUAUAUAAAAAGGCUUAAGGUUUGUAUCAGAUGGUUCCAAGACCUUGAGAUAAACUACUCAUUAGAGCAGGAAAAGUUAAAGAAUUCACUGGAAAUGACCCAGCAAAAAAGUAUAGAAAUUGAGUUGCUGCUUAAAAUCAAGGAAGAUGAACUGAAUUCAAUUAUUGUAGAAAUGAGAAGGAAUUGCAGUUCUUUACAAGAGAAAUUGAUAAAGGAAGAAGCAGAGAAGUCGAUUGCAGUGGAAUCUCUUGUUAAAGAGAGAGAGGCAAGGCUUGAUAUUGAGAGGUCACAGACUAUUCAAAGUGCAAAUCAGAAGAUAUCAUCGCUCAAUGACAUGUAUAAGCGGUUACAAGAAUACAUAACAAGUUUACAACAGUACAAUGGAAAACUUCAUACAGAGCUUUCAUCAGUUGAAGAUGAACUCAAACGUGUAGAGAAAGAGAAGGCUAAUGUAGCAGAGAACAUCUCUAUGUUAAGGGGUCAACUUACUCUAUCCAUUUCUUCUCAAGAAGAGGCCACAAAACAGAAGGAUGCUCUUGCUAGUGAAGUUGCUUCUCUUAGAGGAGAGUUGCAACAAGUAAGAGAUGACCGAGACCGUCAAUUAUCUCAAGCGGAAAAUUUAAAUGCUGAAUUCGUGCAAUUAAAAGAAUCUAGAGAAACCUCCUGCAUUGAAUUGGACAACUUGACAUUAAAAGCAAAUGAGCUGGAGGAAAAAUGUUCUUUGAAAGGUAAUCAACUAAAGGCAUUGAAAGAACAGUUAGCAGCUGCAGAGAAGAAACUGCAGGUGUCUGAUAUAUCUGUAUAUGAGACAAGGACAGAAUUUGAAGGGCAACAAAAGUUUGUUGAUGAGUUGCAAAGACGCUUGGAAGAUGCAGAAUACAAACUUAUAGAAGGGGAAAGGCUGAGGAAAAAAUUACACAAUACCAUUUUGGAGUUAAAAGGGAACAUCCGCGUAUUCUGUCGGGUGAGGCCUUUGUUGGCUGAUGAAAGUCGUAGCACAGAAGGAAAGAUAUUCAGUUAUCCAACAUUGAUGGAAGCUUCUGGAAGAGCAAUUGACCUAACCCAAAAUGGCCAGAAACAUUCUUUUACAUUUGAUAAAGUUUUUAUACCAGAGACAUCACAAGAAGAAGUUUUUGUAGAAAUUUCACAACUUGUACAAAGUGCUCUUGAUGGUUAUAAGGUUUGCAUCUUCGCCUAUGGUCAAACAGGAUCAGGGAAAACCUAUACAAUGAUGGGAAGACCUGGACAUCCGGAAGAAAAGGGAUUGAUACCUCGUUCGUUAGAACAAAUAUUUCAAACAAAACAGUCUCAGCAACCUCAAGGAUGGAAAUACGAGAUGCAGGUGUCAAUGUUGGAAAUAUACAAUGAAACCAUUCGUGAUCUGAUACCUACACAUAGAUCCUCGUCGGAUACAACACGCCUGGAAAAUGGUACUCCUGGAAAGCAAUAUACAAUCAAACAUGAUGCAAGUGGAAAUACACAAGUUUCUGAUCUUACAGUAGUGGAUGUUCAGAGUGCGAAAGAAGUCGCGUUUCUUUUAAAUCAAGCUGCAAAUAGCAGAUCUGUGGGAAAAACUCAGAUGAAUGAACAAUCAUCAAGAAGUCAUUUUGUGUUCACUCUACGAAUAUACGGUGUAAAUGAGAGCACUGAUCAACAAGUACAAGGUGUUCUGAAUCUAAUUGACCUUGCUGGUAGCGAGCGUCUUUCGAAGAGUGGUUCAACAGGUGACCGGUUGAAAGAAACUCAGGCAAUCAAUAGAAGCUUGUCAUCAUUGAGUGAUGUCAUAUUUGCCUUGGCCAAGAAGGAAGAUCAUGUGCCAUUCAGGAACUCAAAGCUUACAUAUCUGCUCCAACCUUGUCUAGGUGGAGACUCCAAGACACUAAUGUUUGUAAACAUUUCACCCGAUCCUUCUUCGGUUAGCGAGUCACUAUGCUCACUUAGGUUUGCUUCGAGAGUAAAUGCUUGUGAGAUUGGAACACCUCGUCGCCAGACCAAUGGUCGUGCGACAGACUCUCGUUUGAGCUAUUUCUGAUCUUCAGAAACAAAGAUGUAUAUUUUUUUAACCAUUUGUGGCAAUCAAGUGACAGAGUGAGUGAGUACUAUAAUAAAAAAUGAAAAAGAGUUUGAUUCUAACAACGGCAUGUAGCUUGUAUAGUGAAAGUAAUUGAGCAUUGCAUUUAGUUGAAUACCCCUUGUAGUAGUUUAGUUUGUUAUUCUGCUUAAUCUUAUGUAUUUAUUUUUACAA
Cicer arietinum (chickpea) is the source of this 2943-nucleotide messenger RNA. Its product is annotated as kinesin-like protein KIN-14N. NCBI's taxonomy places the organism in Eukaryota, Viridiplantae, Streptophyta, Magnoliopsida, Fabales, Fabaceae. Gene Ontology annotation, molecular function: ATP binding; microtubule binding; microtubule motor activity. Gene Ontology annotation, biological process: microtubule-based movement. The record is from RefSeq and is a predicted model, not a curated record.